This is a messenger RNA of Acipenser ruthenus (sterlet), 1824 nucleotides long. RefSeq names its product suppressor of cytokine signaling 1. Gene Ontology annotation, molecular function: 1-phosphatidylinositol-3-kinase regulator activity. Gene Ontology annotation, cellular component: phosphatidylinositol 3-kinase complex. The transcript is spliced from 2 exons. The record is from RefSeq and is a predicted model, not a curated record. The coding region runs from base 896 to 1534 and encodes 212 amino acids. NCBI's taxonomy places the organism in Eukaryota, Metazoa, Chordata, Actinopteri, Acipenseriformes, Acipenseridae. Gene Ontology annotation, biological process: phosphatidylinositol phosphate biosynthetic process; intracellular signal transduction.
CACACACACAGUAGAACUUCAGAGUUGUGAACCCCUUGAGAAUUGAGGUUCAUAAAUCUGAAAUGUCCGUAACUCUGAAAGCUGAAUUUUCACUGGUUUUAUUAAAUGCGCUCACAAUCUGAAGAAUAAUUAUUCAAGGCUACAGCACAGCAAUGAACCCCCUGGUAUGGUUCUAAAGUCUUUAAAACUGUACUAUAAAUGAAAAAAAGGCUACGUUGAAGUUCCCAUUGAAAUCGUAACUCAAAAACACAGAUUUAAAACGUCCAUGAAAACCUGGGUUAACGCCUUGUGCGUUUUAAAAACACAGUGUAUUCGUGCAGCUGGACUCCUUUGGCUUGGGGGAAAGUGGAGUGAAAGUGGAGUGUUCGGUAGAGCGGUCGGUUCGUAAGUUUGGGGUUCUACUAUAUAUAUAUAAUCAGUUAAUUAGAUGUAUCACGUGCUGCUUUUAAAAGGAGUUCCAUGGAGCAGAUGCCUGCUCGUUGUUCAUGCUUGGGUAAGUCAGGUUUUACCAGCACAGCAGUUAGACACGCACACAGCACAGAGCCGCCCCGUUCAUUCCACUGACCGAUGCGUUACUGCGGGGAAUUCGUUUCUCAGAAACCUAUUGGUUUCUAUAGGAAAUGUCAGUAAUGGGGUAUUAAUGUCGAGGGAUAGAGCCUUAAGCCGUGAUCCAUGGUAAGGUCAACUCAAUCACGAGCGACGUAUUGAACAACAUUAAGACGCGCGGCUGUUGAGAGGAAAGUCAAUGCAGUGCAAUUAGGCUAGGAUGGGAACGUAUACGAGGAGUAACAAAGGAGUCCGACAGGGGAUGCCGCUGCAAGGACAGCUCCCCUCACCUGCAUUACCCUGGUGACUGGCGCUAUGGAAGACCACACAGGCUGGUCUACGCUGUAGGAUGGUAGCGCACAGUAACGUGGCAGAUAAUGCAGCAGCUGACAGCAGAGCCAGAGACCAACCCCAGAACCACGAGGCACCCCAGCGGCACAGAGAAGCCAUCCCGGACCCCCAGAACCACGAGGCACCCCGGCGGCACAGAGAAGCCCUCCCGGACCAGAACCGCUUCCCCAUCUUCCAGAGCUACCAGGACUUCAGAACCAUCACUGAGACCACAGCGCUGCUGGAGAGAUCCGGCUUCUACUGGGGGCCCCUGUCAGUGGAGGAGGCGCACGCCAAACUCAAAGCAGAGCCCCUGGGCACCUUCCUCAUCAGGGACAGCAGCCAGAAGAACCACUUCUUCACCCUGAGCUUGAAGAUGCAAUCGGGAGCCACCAGCGUGAGGAUCAACUUCAAGAGCUCACGCUUCAGCCUGGUGGGCAGCAAGGAGUCCUUCGACUGUCUGUUCAAGCUGCUGGAGUAUUACACGAGCUGCCCCAAGAAGAGCCUGGGGAAGCCUCUGCGGAAAGAGAAGCUGCAGCCUUUGCAGGAUCUCUGCCGGAAAAGGAUUAUCCAGACUUUUGGCAGGGAGAACGUGGACAGUAUCCCCGUGAACGCUGUGCUCAAGGACUUCCUGAGCUCCUUCCCAUUUCGGAUAUGAUGACGGGACACGAAGCAUUACAUCGCUGCCCUGUGGCGGCGCGGGACAGGCUCUCGAACCCAGGUUCUGCUGUCCGGAUCCGCGAGUCUGAGUGGAGUUAUUUUUGUAGCAAAGUAAAGUAUUCUGUAAUGAGACUUGAACACUUGACACUGAAAGUUUACACACCCAGUGAAUGUUUACACUAUCCAGGGCUAUCCUGCUGCUAUCUCUCUGCUGUGCAGACUCAUACAUUAUUGUUUUCUUGUGAAAAUAAAUUUUGGUAUGACAAUUUUAAAACAUAAUUUCUCGUG